UCUUCCAUUAGUGCCUUGAUACCAUUUCUUAUCCUGCACUCCUUUCCCUCUCUCUUUCAAUCUCUCUCCGCCAAUUAUCCUGCGCACCUACUCUCUCCUCUUCCCAAACCCAAACACUUACAGCUCACAGAGACACAAACCCAUCAACAUUUCCACCAUUAUCACACUUUUCACUGAGCUUAAAAGGUCUGUAAAUCAUCAACAAACAUGUCUGCUUCAUCUUCAACUUUGUGGAGCAGAGAAGAAGAGAAAACCUUUGAAAAUGCCAUUGCCCUUCACUGUACAGAGGAAGAGAACUCCAAUGAGCAAUGGGACAAGAUUGCUUCAAUGGUUCCAAGUAAAACAAUUGAAGAGUUGAAACAACACUACCAAGUUCUAGUUGAAGAUGUGAGUGCAAUUGAGGCUGGACAUGUUCCUAUUCCAAAUUACAUUGGAGAGGAGCCAUCUUCAUCAUCAUCUUCUAAGAAUAUUCAUGGCUUUUCUGGGGUCACAGCUCCCGAAAGGCGGUCGGGUUGCGGUUAUGGAAAUGGGUUCUCAGGUUUAGGCCAUGACUCAAGUGGUCAUGGAGGGAAAGGAGGCUCAAGGUCAGAGCAAGAGCGCAGGAAAGGGAUACCAUGGACAGAGGAAGAGCAUAGGUUAUUUUUGCUUGGCCUUGACAAGUUUGGGAAAGGAGAUUGGAGAAGCAUUUCAAGGAACUUUGUCAUAUCCAGGACUCCAACCCAAGUGGCAAGCCAUGCCCAGAAAUACUUCAUUAGGCUGAACUCAAUGAACAGAGAUAGGAGGAGAUCUAGCAUCCAUGACAUUACAAACUUGAACAAUGGAGAUGUUUCUUCUCACCAGGCACCGAUCACCGGCCAAUCCACCACCACGAACCCCUCAAAUGCAGCCACCCUUGGACCAGCAGGGAAGCAUAGGAGCCACCCUAAUAUGCCUGCUUUGGGCAUGUAUGGUGCACCAGUAGGGCAUCCCGUUGCUGCCCCUCCCGGGCACAUUGCAUCAGCAGUUGGGACUCCUGUUAUGCUUCCUCCUGGACAUCACUUCCCAUAUGUUGGGCCAGUGGCAUACCCCAUGGCACCACCUCCAACAAUGCACUGAUAAUGAUUCUCCCACUAUCCUCUCUCCUUUGACAUCACAGUAAUGAGAACUUGGUGCAAUUGGCCGUCUCUUUUUUUUUUAAAAAAGUCACAAUGCAAUUGGAUUUGAACAUGGAAAGGAAUUAAGAAAAAGGCUCAUCUUCAAAGAACAGCAGAGCUACAUUGCCAACCAAAUGGUUUUUUGUUGAAUAUUUUUACUGCAUUAGUGUACUUUGUAUAUACCAGACUUUUAAAUCUGCAUUCUAAUGGCUUUUCAUUGUUGGUAUUGCUGGUAUAAAUGUAAACAGGGACUUUGGAAUGUUUUUAUUUUCCAUUCCUUCUUGAUGAUCAUCAACUACUAGAUAUUGAAUGCAAAAGAAUUUAUGGUUUUGAUUUGAUUUGAUUGGAAUGAUUGAAUCUUGUCAAUUCCUUUUGACUAUCACAACAACUUUUAACAUGGGAAUCAGUGUUUCCUAAUUCUCAAGUUGACUUAACCCCCAUUAAUCUCAUCAGUGAGUUUGCUGUUUUCCUGAAUAUGAGAAGAAUGCAAGCCAAUCCAAUGCCUCUUCUUUAACUCGUGAACUUUAUCAUACCAAAAAGUAGUUUGGUGCAUGAAAUUCUUGUUACUAUUGGAGUCUGUAAAGGAUGUAUGGAAAAUAAAGAAGGUCAGCAGUUACCUAAAUCAUAGACUUGAUUCACGGCUUAAUGUAUUGCAUUGUAAUAGCCAGACAUGUUUAUUGAAAUGAACUGGCACCCUAUAUAUAUGGGUGUUGUCCUUGUAUCAAUACAA
Messenger RNA from Ilex paraguariensis (yerba mate), 1863 nucleotides. Lineage: Eukaryota; Viridiplantae; Streptophyta; Magnoliopsida; Aquifoliales; Aquifoliaceae. The record is from the annotation of a GenBank genome assembly.